UAUGCAGAAAAUAGUGGGAUUUGUUUGUCUUCACCCAUGUACAUGUACUAAUGAGCAAUUUUCUGGCAACCCAACUGUACACUAUUAUACACAUAUGGACUUGCUAUGAGGUCACUAGUGCACAUCUAUGACAUCGAGGGAUUGUUAAUGACCAGACGAGGGUCCUAUUUCCUGAAGCCAAAGCACUAUCAUUUCAGGCUUCGUCCUAACAUUGUAAAAUCAUAAAUUGCAAUGGUCAACGGUACAGAAAAAUAAAUGAAUCUAUUGAAAAGGUAGAUAUUUCUGGACAUUUUUCAUUAUACAGCAGAGCAAUGCCAUUUCACCACUGAUGCAGCUUCUCACUACCCUGCAAUUCUUCGGCACCGGUGCCUUUUAUACUGUUAAAGGGGAUCUCCAUGACAUGAGUGUCCCCUCUGUAUGCCGUAUUGUUCAUCGGGUUGCUAAUUCCCUGGCCAGAUUAACGGAUUGACACAUAUGCUUCCCUGUCAACAUGCAAGAUGUGAUGAGGACCAAGCAAGGAUUUUUUGCUCUGGCAGGCUUUCCCGGGGUAGUUGAUGCAAUAGAUUGUACCUAUGUAAGAUUGUAUGGAGCCCCACUUGGCAAUGAUGAGCCUCUAUACGUGAACAGAAAAGGCUACCAUAGCAUAAACGUGCCAGUGGUGUGUGAUGCAUCAUUCAAAAUGACAAAUGUCGUCGCACGGUGGCCAGGCAGCACCCACGACAGUGCGAUUCUGCAUGGAAGUCGUCCGGGAGAAAUGUUCGAAACUGGAAGGAGUCACAGAAGAGUUAGAGUGACUGUUGAACAGGUGUUUGGUCAGUUGAAGUGGAAGUUUCCCUGUCUAUCACUUGGACUUCAUGUGGCCCCCCGCAGAGCCUGUCAGAUCAUCAGGGCAUGUUGUGUACAAUAUUGCAAAGGAGCUGAGAGAGCCUGAAAUGGAUGGGGAGCCAGUACAA
This is a messenger RNA of Acanthaster planci (crown-of-thorns starfish), 953 nucleotides long. RefSeq names its product putative nuclease HARBI1. Lineage: Eukaryota; Metazoa; Echinodermata; Asteroidea; Valvatida; Acanthasteridae. The record is from RefSeq and is a predicted model, not a curated record.